Fulvia fulva is the source of this 1239-nucleotide messenger RNA. RefSeq lists its product as uncharacterized. Lineage: Eukaryota; Fungi; Ascomycota; Dothideomycetes; Mycosphaerellales; Mycosphaerellaceae. The transcript has 2 exons. The coding region runs from base 1 to 1239 and encodes 412 amino acids. The record is from RefSeq and is a predicted model, not a curated record.
AUGUCUUCAAUCGCGCUGACGGGAGCUCUUCUGGCUGGCCUGACCCAGUUGGCCACGGCACAAUCAGCGGUUUCGAGAACAUGUCCAUCGUCCUCAGGAAUAUGCUACUCGCUCAACAUCCCAGAGCAGACCGCACAAUCAGGGAACGGCAGCAUAUUCUUCCAGAUCUCGGGACCAAGCACUCAUGAGUGGAUCAGUCUGGGUCAGGGAAAUGGCAUGGCUGGAGCCAACAUCUUUGUCGCAUACCUCUCCGCCGAUGGCACAAACGUCACCGUCUCGCCGAGACUGGGCGUCGGCCAUGUUGAGCCUGCGCACGAAGAUGGUCAAGGUGGUCAAAUCACACUUCUUGAAGGCUCAGGUGUUGCUGAUGGUGUGAUGACUGCCAACGUCGAAUGCACAAACUGCAAUAGCUGGACUGGUGGGUCGACGAACUUUGCGAGCAACAACGCAAUGUGGAUCUUUGCCUCGAAGUCGGGCACGCCAAUCCAGUCUGAUGACCUGAACGCGGACAUCAGCUUCCACGACGAUUACGGUGUGUUCAACUGGGACAUGUCCAUGGCUCAAGGAGGAAAUGCAGGGGUCAACCCGUUCGUGACCAGCGCUGUUAAUACUCCCGCAACGACAACAACCAACACUACAACCACAAUGGCUUCUGGAGGCGUUCCUGAUUCGUACAUCAUUGCCCACGCUGCGCUUGCCUGCCUGGCUGUAGCUUUCGUACUUCCCAUCGGCGGCAUCCUCAUUCGUGUCGCCAACUUCCCAAGCGCAAUGUGGGUCCAUACCGGCAUUCAAUAUCUGGGCCUCGCCAUGUUCAUCGUAGCCUUUGGACUCGGAGCAUACUACGCCUCGCAAGAGGGUUACUGGAGCAACCAUCACCCCAUCCUCGGCACGGUCGUGUUCGCACUCAUGCUCACUCAGCCGCUCUGGGGUAUCAUCCACCACAGAAUGUACAAGAAAGUACAGGGCAGGACAAUCUCCUCCUAUUUCCAUCUGACUGUUGGGCGCCUCGUCAUCUUCCUCGGCAUUAUCAACGGCGGACUUGGGCUGAAACUUGGAGGCCUGGGCACGGGUGCGAAAGCUGGAUACGGCGCAGGCGCGGGCAUCAUGGGCCUGCUAUACGUCCUUGCCAUCUUGUACGGCGAGAACAAGAGGAGCAAGACUCGCAAGCUCCGAAGUGAUUCUGGAGACAGCUACCAGAAGGGUGGGAAACGUGAGGAUGAGAUGAAAGAGCACAAUUAG